AUGGCUUCAGGAUUCAAGAGUCUUCCGUUGGCCGACAAUGGACAUGAUACCCAAAAAGCAGGUGAGAUCGAACCCACAUGGCAAGACAAUAUCUCAAAGUUAUUCAGUGCACCCUACUGGCUUCCUGAAGGCACUCGCGAAUCCGUCGGAGCUUCAUGGGUCGCCAUGAUGAAAUUCUGGGGACCCACCGACCUGUCAAACUACGAUCAUGUCAAGAAAAAGGCCACAUCCAUCUACCAACACUGUCGAUUUAAAUCCAUGCCUCUCACAGAUGAUCCAUCUCAAUAUUUCCCCGAAGAAGCUCUCGAGCUCAUUCGGCACUGGACAAAUCAAGGGUACAGGAAAGUCUCGACGGACCCCAUUGUCCGUGAGACCGUCAUUCCGGAGCCCCAUGAUCCACCAGUGACAUGGAGGAACAGAAAGGAUAUCCGUAAUCUGACUCCAGAGGAACUGCAGACAUACCGGGCUAAGCUCGAAGAUAUACUUGGGGUUGGGCGGGUUAAAUCCAAGUGGCAAGAAUUAGAAUUUCUGCAUGCAAACUGGUGUCUACAUUACCAAGAGGCAACCUUCCUAUGGCAUAGGGCUUACCUUCGAUACGUCGAGGAGCUGAUCGACUUUCCUAUCCCUUACUGGAAUUGUCUCGCAGCCGAAUCCAAGGACCCAAACUCGGAGUUUUCAGGACUUCCGAAGGAGUUCUGCGAUGAGGAAUAUGAACACCCAACGAAAGGGACGAGACCGAAUCCUCUUAGGUACGCUCUUGCCCUCAUCGAUGAUCCAGAUGUAGAGAAACAUAGAUUUGUAGAGCGGGACCCUAUAUUGUAUUCGAGAGAGGCCGGUGAAGAGUGGAACCGCAAGGUUAGAAUGUUUGAGCUUUAUCAGGAACAAAUUGGAUUCUCUUUACAGCAAAAAACAUACAGUCAGCCGAUGAAUAUAACGCAAGAGCAAGGGCUACCUUAUGGGACCUCUUGGGCAAGUAUCCCCGAAUUUGACGAAGAGCAACUAGACGAAGACUAUCCUUAUCGGGCAGAAUUUGACGGGCUAUUCGAACAACCUCACGAUAACAUUCACGGGUGGAUUGGCCCUGAUAUGGUUUGUGAUAAGUUCUCAAGCGCUCCAAGUAUUUCAAUCAUGUUUUCUGAAUCAUUGAAUAGGCGAACAAUUCCUUUACCGGAUUCGACCCUGUGUUUCUAA
Molecule: messenger RNA, 1191 nt
Organism: Morchella importuna
Lineage: Eukaryota; Fungi; Ascomycota; Pezizomycetes; Pezizales; Morchellaceae
Exons: 2
Coding region: 1-1191 (396 amino acids)
Molecular function (GO): oxidoreductase activity
Source: RefSeq, a predicted model, not a curated record